Messenger RNA from Ceratotherium simum simum (southern white rhinoceros), 2388 nucleotides. RefSeq names its product asporin (gene ASPN). Gene Ontology annotation, molecular function: protein binding. NCBI's taxonomy places the organism in Eukaryota, Metazoa, Chordata, Mammalia, Perissodactyla, Rhinocerotidae. The record is from RefSeq and is a predicted model, not a curated record.
GAGCAGUAACAAGUUUUAAUCUUGCUCCUCAGUACUACCAUGGGCUAAUCUGUGGAAGCAGCUUACUCCACUGUCACCAGGGUGCAGCCACCCCGGGCUCUGCAGAGGGGUGUUUUUCUUUAAAUGAACACAUUCUCAUCUUUUCUUCUUAAGGAAGCUCUGAGAACAUUCACAUUAUAGAAAAGUUGUACAUGGUGGAAAAUUCUGCUUUCAAGAGGACUUACUCUCUUCUUACAAGUUCUAGAUUGGUCCCCUACACAAGACGGCAUGAGGGAGUGUGUGCUCCUAGUGUUCUUGGCUUUGUGCUCUGCCAAACCUUUACUUCGUCCUUCACACAUGAUGCUGCAGGACAUGGAGGACGAAGGUGAUGACACUGAUGCUGACAACUCUCUUUUUCCAACAAGAGAGCCAAUUAACCCCUUCUUCCCAUUUGAUCUGUUUCCAACAUGCCCAUUUGGAUGCCAAUGCUACUCGAGAGUUGUGCACUGCUCGGAUCUAGGUUUGUCCUCCGUCCCAAGCAGCAUUCCAUUUGAUACACGAAUGCUUGACCUUCAAAACAAUAAAAUUAAGGAAAUCAAAGAAAAUGAUUUUAAAGGACUCACUUCACUUUACGCUUUGAUUCUGAACAACAACAAGAUAACAAAGAUUCACCCAAAAGCCUUUCUAACCACAAAGAAGUUGCGAAGGGUCUAUCUGUCCCACAAUCAACUAAGUGAGAUACCACUUAAUCUUCCCAAAUCAUUAGCAGAACUCAGAAUUCAUGAUAAUAAAGUUAAGAAAAUACAAAAGGAGACAUUCAAAGGAAUGAAUGCUUUACAUGUUCUAGAGAUGAGUGCAAACCCUCUUGAUAAUAAUGGGAUUGAACCAGGGGCAUUUGAAGGGGUGACAGUGUUCCACGUCAGAAUUGCAGAAGCAAAACUGACCUCAAUUCCUAAAGAACUACCAUCAACUUUACUGGAGCUUCAUUUAGAUUAUAAUAAAAUUUCAACUGUGGAACUUGAGGAUUUUAAACGAUAUAAAGAUCUGCAAAGGCUGGGCCUAGGAAACAACAGAAUCACAGAUAUCGAAAAUGGAAGUCUUGCUAACAUACCACGCAUAAGGGAAAUACACUUGGAAAACAAUAAACUAAAAAAAAUCCCUUCAGGACUACAGGAGUUGAAAUACCUCCAGAUAAUCUUCCUUCAUUCUAAUUCUAUUACAAAAGUGGGAGUGAAUGACUUCUGCCCAACGGUGCCAAAGAUGAAGAAAUCUUUAUACAGUGCAAUCAGUCUGUUCAACAACCCAGUGAAGUACUGGGAAGUACAACCUGCAACAUUUCGCUGUGUCUUGAGCAGAAUGAGUGUUCAGCUUGGGAACUUCAGAAAGUAAUAGUUAGUAAUUAAUAAUACCCAUUUAAUAUAAAAUUAAAAAAUUGUUACAUUUGGAAUACUUGAACUCUACUAAUAAUGGUGGUAUUAUGCACAUAAGCAAAACGCUGUUCCCACAUGUUAAGUCCAUGACUUACUUUAUGACAAAAAAUUUCAACAGAAUUUUGCAAAACUAUUGAUACAGCAGAAGUAAGAGAAACAAGCAUCUACUGCAGUUUCCUUUUGCUUACAAAUGAUUUUGCAUAAAUCUCAUGCUUGAACAUUCUUUCUCAGUAACAAAAAGAUAUCCAGUAUUUAACACUUUGUUAUCAAGUGCAUUUUAUAAAGAACUGUACUGUAAAUGGAAUGCUUGACUUAGCAAAAUCUGUGCUCUUUCAUUUGCUGUUAGAAAAACAAAAUUGACAAAGACAGUUACAUGAAGAGUACAUUAUACUAUUCUUAUUCUUUAAUAACUCGGGUAGUACUGUGAUAUUUCUAAUAACGUUGAAAUAUGUUUGAUAUAAUCUUAUUCAAAUUCUCAUGUCUUAGAUCCUUACUCUCUUUAUGUUUAAAACUAACUCCUUAUAAUAGAGCCUUCAGCAAGUGUUUAUUACCAACUCGACAGAUGCUAUUCAUAACAGCUGGUUUUUGAGCUACAGUACAUGCUUUUCUUUUUCAAUUAUUAUUACCUGAUUAUAAAACCUCUAUAAAAAUGUGUAGUGAGUGUUUAUAUAAAAUCUAUAACUCACAUUUUUUAUGAUCACAGUUAGUAUAAGCUUUUAACAGUAUGUCAAUUGUUAGGUUACGUAACAUUGUCACCUCAACGCUAAGGAAUAUUUUUGAGAUGUCUCUUUGUAAGACCUUGGUUGCAAAAGCCUGGAGAGUAUUAAUUCUACACCAAAUUGUCUCCUCAAAUAUGCACAGGCUGGAUAACUCCGAAAAAUACACCUGGUAUAACUGAAUAUGCAGAGCAUUAAAUAAAACACACAGAAACUAAAAGUUCUGUUAGUUAUUUUUUAUUGACAUUCAACAUAAGUAAGAC